GCGCUGCCCGUGAGCAUGGAGCUGGUACUCAUCGCGUUCUGCAGGCCGUCGCCGUGCGCCGCCGUGUGCGCCGCCAAGCAGGGCCGCCACCACGCCGGCGCCACCAUGGUCCCGGCGCUCGCCGUCGCCCCCUCCAAGGUCUACCACAAGCACAAGCACGACAUCCUCUGCGGAUUCGACUGCCUCGCAGAGCUUGGACUUGUCCUGGACCUUGGCCUGGACGCUAGCCGAUGUGAGGACGUGUGCGACGAGAAGCAGCUGCGACAGCUGCGGCAGCUGCCCGACAGGGACGACUACAAGGACGGGAACAAUAACGACUGCAAGCGGGUCGCCUCCUGGACGCAGCGCCCCUGGGACUUCCCCGGCGGCGAGCACGCCAUCUCGCUGGCCUGGGAGGACCUGGAGCGGGUGCCCCCACCCCUGGCGGCCGGCCUGGGCGCCAGCAUCACCGCCCUGGACCUCAGCCACAACAGACUCAGAGAUGUGGAGUUCCUGUACGCGAUGCCGGCGCUCACCUCGCUCGUCCUGGACCACAACCAGCUGCGCGAGGACGUGGACCUGCCCCGCAUGCCGCGGCUGCGCCUGCUCUGGCUGAACCACAACCAGGUGCGCAGCGUGCAGCCGCUCGUGCGCCGCCUGCAGCGCCAGACCCCCCGCCUGCGCCACCUGUCCCUCAUCGGCAACAAGGCUGCGCCGUCGCCGCUGACGGGCGCCGAGCCCAGCGAGUGCGCGCGCUACAGGCUCUCGAUGGUGUGGCAGCUGCCCCAGCUGGAGCACCUGGACGAGCGGAGGGUGACGGAGGCGGAGCGCGCCCGCUCCAAGCACCUGCAGCUGCGCGCCAUCUACAACAGCUGCAGCCGCCUGCCGUCCAGCUCGGCGCCCGCGCUCACGCCGCAGCCGCUGCGCAGGAACACCUGCAUAUAAGAAAGAUACCAUUGUUAUUAUUAAUUUAAUUAUUAUUAGUGUUGUUAUAACUAGCACUUGUAAUUGAAUGUGCUUUCUGUUGUCAUUUUUACUGUUAAUUGAUCGUGCUUCGUGAUGUUUCCCUUGGAGGCAUUGUCCAUUCGACUGAUUUCUAUGUGCGCUUAAUAAUUCGUGUGUUUUGUUUCUGCGUUGUUGUUGUUUGUUGUUAUUAUUAUUAGUGUAACUGUUAUUGUUUGCAACCCCGUCCCUCACACGCCUCGUUGUUAGUGAAAAAAUCGUAUUGCUGUUAGUUUAGGUGGCCAUCGUUAAAAAUGGACGGACCACUUAAAAGCCCCGUAAUUUAUUGCCUUAAUUGUAAGCUAGUGAAUCAAAUUAGAUCAUCAAGUGAAACGGGAGAAAAUGAUAAGUACGACCGUUUUCGCCGCAUUUGUAAAUACUCGCAUAUCAUAAUAUAUUUAGCGUUGUUCAUGAUAAUAAAAAAGCAUAGACGAAUAUGUAUACUUCUCGA
Molecule: messenger RNA, 1432 nt
Organism: Frankliniella occidentalis (western flower thrips)
Lineage: Eukaryota; Metazoa; Arthropoda; Insecta; Thysanoptera; Thripidae
Product: leucine-rich melanocyte differentiation-associated protein-like
Exons: 4
Coding region: 16-924 (302 amino acids)
Molecular function (GO): protein binding
Source: RefSeq, a predicted model, not a curated record